GGGAGGAAAACGUUAGCUUUUGUUGUAACUUUUUUUCUUCGACCUCGGUUCAGUCCAUGACGCACGGCGCAGGAGCAGGACGCACGAAAACUAUGAUGGCUAGAUAGCACCAGGAAGAAAGAGAAAAUGUCGUUCUUUGGCCUUGAUUGUGUGAAGAAGCGAGAGAGAGAGUUGGAGAGGAAACUCCACGCCAACGAUCGAGAAUACAACCUGUCCUUUAAAUAUGCAACAAAUGCCAUCAAGACCUCUAAAUACAACCUAUUCACGUUCCUACCUCUCAACCUGUUUGAGCAGUUCCAGAGGAUUGCUAACGCUUACUUCCUUUUUCUGCUGGUACUCCAGGUCAUUCCUCAGAUCUCCUCACUGUCCUGGUUCACAACUGUUGUUCCUCUGGUCCUCGUGCUAACAGUCACUGCUGCCAAGGAUGCCACUGAUGAUAUUCAUCGCCACAGAAGUGACAAUCAAGUCAACAACCGUAAAGUUCAAGUGCUGAUUGACAGAAAGCUGCGGAGCGAGAAAUGGAUGAACGUCCAAGUAGGAGACAUCAUCAAGCUGGAAAACAACCAGUUUGUUACUGCUGACCUCCUCUUGCUCUCCAGCAGUGAACCAUUAAACCUGGUGUACAUUGAGACAGCUGAACUCGAUGGAGAGACCAACCUGAAGGUGAGACAAGCCCUGCCCAUUACAGGAGACCUGGGAGACAACAUCGAAAGUCUGGCAGACUUUAACGGUGAAGUACGCUGUGAACCCCCCAACAACCGCCUUGACCGCUUUACUGGAACCCUAACCUACGGUGGUCAGAAGUUCUCUCUGGACAAUGAAAAGAUCCUGUUAAGGGGCUGCACCCUGAGGAACACCGACUGGUGCUUUGGACUGGUGCUGUUUGGAGGUCCAGAAACAAAGCUGAUGCAGAACUGUGGGAAGACCACGUUUAAGAGGACCAGUAUUGACCGUUUAAUGAACGUCUUGGUUAUCUGUAUUUUUGGUUUCCUGGCCUUCAUGUGCACCAUCCUUGCCAUAGGAAACACUUUCUGGGAGAUAAAUGAGGGAUCUCAGUUCACAGUCUUCCUGCCUAGACAAGAUGGAAAUGAUGCUACCUUGUCUGCUUUCCUCACCUUCUGGUCUUAUGUCAUCAUUCUCAACACUGUGGUGCCAAUCUCUCUCUACGUUAGUGUGGAGAUUAUUCGGCUGGGGAACAGCUUCUACAUCGAAUGGGACAGAAAGAUGUACCACACACGCAGCGACACCCCCGCCGAGGCUCGUACCACCACACUGAAUGAGGAGCUGGGUCAAAUCAAGUACAUCUUCAGUGACAAAACAGGGACACUCACACAGAAUGUCAUGACUUUCAACAAGUGCUCCAUCAAUGGAAAAUCCUAUGGCGAUGUGUUUGACUACACAGGCCAACGACUCGAAGUUACUGAGUUUACAGACAAAGUGGACUUCUCCUUCAACCCGCUAGCUGACACCCGUUUCAUCUUCCAUGACCACGCCCUGGUAGAGGCGGUGAAGCUGGAGAACCCAGAGGUUCAAGCCUUCUUCAGACUGCUGGCCCUCUGCCACACGGUUAUGGUCGAGGAGAAAAACGAAGGCGAGCUCAUCUACCAGGCUCAGUCUCCAGAUGAGGGAGCGUUGGUAACAGCUGCCAGAAACUUUGGGUUUGUCUUCCGCUCGCGUACCCCGGACAGUGUUUGUACCGUGGAAAUGGGCCAACAGUGCAGCUAUGAACUCCUUUCUAUUCUGGAUUUCAACAAUGUGCGCAAGAGGAUGUCUGUUAUUGUUCGGAAUCCAGACGGAAAGUUGAUGCUCUAUUGUAAAGGUGCAGACACGAUCAUCUACGAGAGGUUGCACCAGUCCUGCAACAAGUUGAUGGAUGUCACCACAGAACACCUUAAUGAGUUUGCAGGGGAGGGUCUCCGCACCCUGGUUUUGGCCUACAAAGACCUGGAUGAGGAUUAUUUUAACCAGUGGACACAGCGCCAUCAUGAGGCCAGCAUAGCACUGGACAACCGGGAGAGCAAACUGGACCAACUCUCUGAGGAGAUCGAAAAGGACCUGCUGUUGCUCGGGGCAACAGCCAUAGAAGACAAGUUACAGGACGGAGUGCCUCAAACUAUUGAGCAGCUUUCCAAAGCUGACAUCAAAGUCUGGGUUUUGACCGGUGACAAGCAAGAAACUGCAGAAAACAUCGGGUACUCAUGCAACUUACUGCGGGAGGAGAUGAACGAAGUCUUCAUCAUCAACAGUAACACACCCGAAGACGUCAGACAGGAACUCAGAAAUGCACGAACCUCCAUGAAGCCCGAAGCAGCAGAGAAUACAGAGUUUUUACCAGAGAGGACUGCAGGUAAACCUGUGAAUAUGAUCGCAGACGAGGUGGUAAAUGGAGAGUACGGCCUCGUUAUCAACGGACACAGUCUGGCAUAUGCCCUGGAGUGCAGCAUGGAGCUGGAGUUCCUGAGGACGGCCUGUAUGUGCAAAGCAGUGAUCUGCUGCCGAGUUACUCCUUUGCAGAAGGCUCAAGUGGUCGAGCUCGUAAAGAAGUACAAGCAGGCAGUCACACUGGCUAUAGGGGAUGGUGCCAAUGACGUCAGCAUGAUCAAAGUGGCCCACAUAGGUGUGGGCAUUUCAGGUCAGGAGGGCAUGCAGGCCGUGCUUUCCAGUGACUACUCCUUUGCCCAGUUCCGUUUCCUGCAGCGCCUCCUACUGGUGCACGGUCGAUGGUCCUACUUGCGCAUGUGCAAGUUCCUGCGCUACUUCUUCUACAAGAACUUCACAUUCACCUUCGUCCACUUCUGGUACGCCUUCUUCUGUGGCUUCUCUGCCCAGACAGUGUAUGAUGAGUGGUUCAUAACGCUGUACAAUCUGGUGUACACAGCACUGCCCGUACUGGGAAUGAGUCUGUUUGAUCAGGAUGUGAACGAUGCUUGGAGUUUCCAGCAUCCUCAACUCUACAUUCCUGGUCAGCUCAACCUGUAUUUCAGCAAGACAGCCUUCUUCAAAUGUGCCCUCCACAGCUGCUACAGCUCCCUGCUGCUCUUCUUCAUCCCGUACGCUGCCAUGCAAGACACAGUGAGGCAUGAUGGGAAGGACGUGGCAGACUAUCAGUCCUUUGCCCUCCUCACGCAGACGUGCCUGCUGUUUGCCGUCAGUAUCCAGAUGGGGUUGGAGAUAUCAUAUUGGACAGCAGUUAACACUUUCUUCGUGGUAGGCAGUCUGGCCAUGUACUUUGUGGUGACCUUCGCCAUGUACAGUGACGGGAUGUUCCUCAUGUUGCCUUCAGCCUUCCCUUUUAUCGGAACAGCCAGAAACACGCUCAGUCAGAUGAACGUCUGGUUGACAAUCCUCCUCACCUCCAUCCUGUGCAUCCUCCCUGUGAUUACACUUCGCUUCCUGCUCAUCCAGCUCUGCCCCACCAUCAAUGAUAAGGUGAUGUUUAAGAUGAGACAGGCCAAAGCAACACCUCUUCCUCCUCCUCGACGUGCCCGCAUACGGAGAACCAGUUCCCGCCGUUCAGGCUACGCCUUCUCGCACGCUCAAGGCUAUGGUGACCUGGUAACUUCAGGGCGAUUUCUACGCCGUCCUGCAGUGUCACGAUCAUUGGGUUUCCCCCACACGGGUCGCACCACCACAGGCUUCAGUCCGAUGGGACGAUCAGCUGGCUACAGCCCAACAGGACGCCCCCAGAACAGCAAAUCACAAGAUGUGGAGGUGACAUCUCUGCAGAUGUACAGGACCAUCAGAGAUCCUGCCCUCUGACACGCGGCAGUUGAAUGCCAUUAAUGGACACGGAUGUUUUUUACAUCUUUGCCAUGAAGAACCUGCCUGGGCUGGGGCAUCUCUCACGAGUAUAUGCAAUAAUGUACAUGGUCAUCUUUUUAUGAGUUUAUGGAGACUAUUCUCCAGCUCAUCUCACGUCAAGUCAGCCAAGUAAAAACUACAAGCGGCUGAGACACUAGAAGCAGUAACAAGGUGAUUCAUUUCUAAUUUAUUUAUAUAAACCAAAAUCAAAAAUGUGUGACUUUAAGAUCUACAUCAUCUCUCUGCACUUGUUCCGUUUGCAUCAGAUGAGGAACUAGCUGAUGGAGAGACCUUUUUGUUUGUCUGCACUCAUGUAUUAGCAGAAGGGAACUAAUGAAAAAUGAGAAGUGUCGCCAAGUUUACAGAAGACCAAAUGUGUGACGCACCCACAAGUACAACAGGGCAGAGCACAGAAGAAAUAACCAUCAACGCCUUUUCCUUUAACAUUUAAAUCAUGCACCACAAGUGUCCUUUUUUUAGCAUUUUAUUUUAGUUUCAAAAGCUGUAAUUGGUACUUCGCACUUAGGCAGUGUCGUGGCCAUAUGUAUACAGUUUAUGGUCAUGUCGCAGUGUUGUCAGUGGCUGAAAAGAAACGUUUUGGUUUUUAACAUAUCACAUUUUAUAUGUGAUCAGAAUUCUAUGCAAGUAGCUCACAGUGGCUGUAACGCUUGGAAUUACUAUUUUUGAAAUGGUAAUUUGGCAGGCAGUAGGAGAUGCCUUCACUGUGACAUACCCUUUUUAAUUACACUUCAUGUUUAGGUACACUUUGUUUAACUUACAUCAUUUUUGAAAAAAUUACAUAUAUAGCACCAUUAUCAAAUAAAAUACAUAGUGUUAUAACCAGGGCUUUAAACCAUUUUUUUAUUUUCUUUUUCAAUCAGUUCCUUCAGAGCAGAAUCAGUAUUUUUACAUUGUAAAAUUAUAAUUUCUGAAGUGGUUAGAACCUACAUAAAUAGUAAUGCUGCAUGUAAGACUGUGUAACAGAACAAUGUGUAUAUUUUGGGCAUUAUAAAAAUGGCUAUUGGCAUAGGCUAUCUUUUACUUUGUAGUCCAUCCUUAAAACUGCAGUUAACAAGCUAGCUAUGUUACGCUGGGCACACUGUUUAGCCUAACCAGAGCUAGCUAACAAUUUCUGACAUUAUUUCUCUUUACAUAUUAGCUGAUCAACCUAAGGUCUAAUGCCAACAUUUAGAAGGUAAUUAGCAAAAUAU
Molecule: messenger RNA, 5012 nt
Organism: Thalassophryne amazonica
Lineage: Eukaryota; Metazoa; Chordata; Actinopteri; Batrachoidiformes; Batrachoididae
Product: phospholipid-transporting ATPase ID-like
Exons: 28
Coding region: 127-3759 (1210 amino acids)
Biological process (GO): phospholipid translocation; Golgi organization
Cellular component (GO): plasma membrane
Molecular function (GO): magnesium ion binding; ATP hydrolysis activity; ATP binding
Source: RefSeq, a predicted model, not a curated record